Dermacentor andersoni is the source of this 4377-nucleotide messenger RNA. Its product is annotated as piggyBac transposable element-derived protein 4-like. Lineage: Eukaryota; Metazoa; Arthropoda; Arachnida; Ixodida; Ixodidae. The record is from RefSeq and is a predicted model, not a curated record.
CUCGAAAAUAGUUCAUUUUUAUACUUGAACAGAAAAGUAUAUUCAACAACAUCAAAUAGCGAAUUCUCGAAUUGAAUAUGAAUCGAUUAGCAAACUCUAUUCAAUUUGCACAUGAAAUUUCAAGUAUAUUCGCAGACCUCUACUCAUGAGACUGCUCUUUUCUUCAACUUUCUGAAAUACCAGCAGCUUUUCGUCCACAUUUCUAUGCACUAAUGAACAUGAUGGCCAUUGGCUGAAUUUUGUAACAUAUCAAUGACUAAACAGUGCCUGUGAGAGAAGCAAAAAAAGUUUUAUCUAUGAUAAGGCAGUGGCCCCAUCUGGUGCCAGAGAAUGAUGGCACUAUGUUGACACCAUAGCCUAUGAGAUUGGGUGGCACCAUCACCUGAAGUCACACUUCAGUGUUCAUGCAGAUUGGGGGAUAGAAUGUGGCAGGCAAAAUUUCCUAUUGGCAUAGUGGCACAGCUUCGAAUGCUGCUUCAGAUGAUAAAAAUGAGAGGAAGGCAACGAGUACAUGGCAAUCAUUUAAUCGCUGAUAGCUAUACUAGUAGGAGGCAUAUUGUUUAAGAAGACUAAGGAGAUUUUGCGUAUAAUUCCAAACAAUCGUAAUGACACUGCUCAACUUUGUGGGAAUGCUAGAAUUCCUUGACCCCUGAUUCGUGACCCGUUUCCCUACAUUAUACAGAUGUGACAGUGGAAGUCGGAGUUAAUGUUGCGCAACUGUGAUGGGAGAUGGUGUGACUGUGCUGACGCGAGCACCACCUGACAGUGUGGAUAACAUGGGUGUGCGAGGAACUUGAUUCCAACCAUUUGGCUAUGGGAUGUUGGCACGUACGGACCAGCCACGCACUUGUUGGUGCUCUUUUGCAGGAUAGUUCCAUGGAAGGUUCCUCUUUUGGCUUUGGAGUGCAGCGUCAACGUGAGCGAACACAAUCGUUCAGACGUCCUUCCAUUCCAAGGCUGUACCCGCGAAUAACUUAGGUGGCAGUGUCACACAUGGGUGAACAUUCACUUGGUAACCUUGCAUUGCGAGCCAAAUUUAUUCUAUUCCUCAGUGUGUGUCAUUGAGGAACUAUUCCUUGUAUGUAUUUCGUCUAGCUGGCAUUGUUAUACAAGGAGUAAUAAAUACCAUUUUUAUGUGUUUGCACCACUCUGUGCUGUGCUCUUUGUUAGAGCACUUCAGACACAAAGAGGCAAGAUGUGCACCUGAUGUGUACUUCCCAUCCUGUAUGCUUGCGCUGCACAUUGAAAUUUAUGAUAAAUCAACUCCUCAAAGGGCCCUUCACCAGGUUUAGCCAUCUUAGACUGACAAGCACAGUGCAUACAAUGUGCGAUAAUGAUCAUGCCUGCAAAGUAUUACGCUGCUACGCACCACAAAAAUACCUGAAAUUCCGAAAUAAAUGUUGUACGCCCUUCUACUCGUGGGUGCCACGCUCCCAGCUGGAGAUUUGCACAAUCGCACAAGUGUCUAUGUAAAUGGCAGUGCUGUGACGCCACUCACAGUGACGCGUGAUUUCGAGAAUUAUUCAAAGCAACAUCAGUUAUUUGCUUGAUCUGUUGCUUCAACAGAUGAUUUAAAAGAUUAGAGAAAUAAAAUUUACAAACCGAAUGUCUGCGAGUCUUUGUUUUACUCCAUGCUGUAGCAACAGGUACGUACUUCGUUUCGUCUGCUUGUUCCCACUUCGUGCAGUUGCAUGCACAGAAAACGAAAACAUUUCCGAUUUCCUACUGGGUUCCAGUGCAUAAUCGUGUUCUUUGAUCCGUUUUCCUCUGCCUCAGUGCUUGCGUAGCACUGACUUAUACCACUAGUCACGUGUUCUCGUGCACAGUGUGCAAAAUCGUGUGCUGCACAAAACAACACAAACACAACAGCUUGCGUGCAAGACUCUCAGCAGAAGUGCACCACAUAGCAAAAACGUGUGGCAAAAAAGUUAUGCAGAUCCCAUGCACUGUGGGCAUCAAUGUAAGCGAAGCUUUCUCUGCUGUUUGCUUUUAUUGACAAUAAUUAGUGGUGAUGCUGACGGCAAAUGUCCAAUUUUUUCAAUGUUUUGUCAACACGAGAGUGUGGAGUCGACGUUAAACGUUACCUUGCGUGUACCACUGUUGUUUGUCUGCAUAGUAAACAAAACACAAAGGGAGAGGUGUUUGCUUGAGGUGUUGUGCACCAUAUUUCAUAACCUCUGAGAGGGUUGAGCAUUGUCAUUGCCUCCCAUGGCACAUUGAAUUGUGGCAGGAGCAUUAAACCUGAAUUGGAUUAUAGGGCUGUAUGUGCCAAAACCACAAUCGGAUUAUGAGGCAGGCUAUAGUGGCACACUCUGUAUUAAUUUUGGCACCAUGUUGUUCUUUAACCCAUACGCAUCAAAAGACGGCGAUUCGCCGUCCGGUGGAGAAAGGGCCGAAGUAGCAAAAGACGGCGAAACGCCGUCCGACUGAAAACCGCUAGUUAGCGCAAUAAAUAAGAGAUGGCGCCACAUGAAAGUGUUUUCUGGUUUUUGUUUACUACUUUUUACACCAGGUAGAGAUAGUUGUCUGCAAGAUUCUAAAAUAUUUACAAGGAGAAAAGCAUUUUCCAAGCCCGCGUUUCUGAAUCGAACAUGGCGACGCGGCGAGGCAAGCCUCUCACGCUGGCAGAGAUUGAAUCGGUUUUAUUUGCGAGUGAUGAUGACGACAGCGACGACACUGUAGUUGUAGAUGACCUGCAAAGCAGCGAUUCUGAAAGUGACUCGUCCGACGAGGAUGUAGGCUCUGACGCCGAGUCAAACUCAUCAGAUGUGGAUUGCGCACCGCCUGCAAAAGCACCGAAGUUAGAAGACUGGAAGUGGAAUCCAACUGACAGCGACAAGAAAGUGGAAAAGUGUUUGUUCAGUGGGAAUUCAGGAAUGAAGAGAACUGUUCAGUUAGCCCUCUCUGCAAAUCCGACAGCUUUGACGUCGUUCAACUGCUUGAUCGGCGAAGACUUCUGGCAGAUGAUCGCUGAUGAAUCGAACGCAUUUGCUGUUCUGAAACAGGCUUCAGCGCCCGAUCGGUCUUGGUUUCCCACAACACCAGGUGAGAUGAAGGUUUUCUUCGCCGUAUGUGUGCUUAUGGGCCAAGUCAAGAAAAACACGAUUCAGUCAUAUUGGGCACACAGAUCGGUAAUUAGCACACCGUUCUUCCCAUCCCUGAUGCCAAGGCAGCGUUAUCAAGCCCUUUGUAAAUACCUGCAUUUCUCGGACAGUAGCGGCCAAGCACAAGGGGAUAGGCUGUGGAAGCUGCGCUCAGUGUUAGCGAGUAUGUCUUGGAAGCUUUCUCCAGUUCCUACUAUCCAGAAGAGCAGUUGGCAGUGGAUGAGAGUCUCAUGAAGUUUCGAGGCAGACUCUGCUUUGUGCAGUUCAACCCGUCUAAGAGAGCACGCUUCGGCAUAAAAUUUUACAAGAUCUGCGAAUCUACCAGUGGAUACUGCCUCAAAUUUGCGAUAUACACCGGAAAGAGCGACAAGUCGCCUGCGACGGCUGGAAUGUUGUGCAGCGAGGCCGUUGUUAUUGAACUUGCAAGCGAGUACCUACCAAAUGGCCAUACCAUUUUUGUGGACAAUUGGUAUAGUUCUCCGUCCCUGUUUCUACGUGUCAAAGGUUCAGGAUCCAAUGCUGUUGGUACAGCGAGAUUGCACCGAAAAAACAUGCCGAAAGAUUUCAAGAAAUUGAACUUGCAACGGGGUGAGUGCUCUACUGUGUUUUCCCAUGGCAUCAUGGCUUCAAAAUGGCAGGACAAAAAACCAGUGACAAUGCUUUCCACUGUCCACGCUGCUGCAGACUUCACUGACUCGUGCAAAAAAAUAAGAGAUGGUCAACCGAUCCGGAAACCUCGUGUUGUGCUUGACUAUAAUACAGGCAUGGGAGGCGUUGACCGUCAUGAUCAGCAGCUGGCGUCCUUUCCUAUAAUGCGCAGAUACGCCAAAGGAUACAGAAAAAAUUUUUUUUAUGUUAUGGAUUUAGCUGUUUAUAACAGCUAUAUCUUGUUCCAAAAAGCAACCGGGAAAAAAAUGUCCUACACGGAUUGGAAGGUGGACCUUGACGAACAGAUCGUCGAAGAGACUGUUUUGCCAGGAUAUCAAUGCAGAGGGAAACCAGCUGUGGCUCCAUCACCGAUGCGGCUAGAAGCUUCUGAAUGGGCGCAUUUUCCUCGCCAGAUACUCCCCAAUGCUGUGAAAGAAAAUCCGUCUCGAAGAUGUGUGGUCUGCAAAGCACAGGGGAAGAGAAGUGAAAGCCGUUGGGAGUGUGAAAAAUGUAACGUCGCACUUCACAUGCCAGAGUGUUUUAAGAUGUAUCAUACGCGAAAGAAUUUCUAAUUCCGAAAAUGUGUGCGUGCUUUGAGAGCAAAAUAAAACCAUUUUUUUUACGC